UGUAGCCAUCUGUCUCACUCUUUCUAUCCAUCUCUCUUAUUCUUUCGCCAAAUUAAACAAACCUGAUUUUCUGUGACUUUGUCCUUCCACAUUGCAUUACUCAUUUGAAAACACAGUUGGUAAAGCAAUGGCCAGAUUACAGCUAAUACUCAGUGUGUUGUGUAUGUGUGUGAGCGUGUGUGUGUGUAAGGUAUCGAUGCAUGGUCAGAUUCAGUCUCCUCUGUAUCCAAAGCCUUACCCUUCCAAUGUCCAUCAGCAGUGGGAUCUGGAAGUUCCAAAUGGUUAUCAACUUCAAAUCACAUUUAAUUACAUGGACAUAGAACCCUCACUUAACUGCUACUAUGACUCUCUCAUGGUUCUGCAUGGUAAGAAACUUUUGGGAAAGUUCUGUGGCAAGAAUUCCACAGAUCCACAUCACCCUGGCAGCAAGCCCAUUUUGUCUCCAAGCAACCGUCUACAGCUGCUUUUUAUGGCUGAUGAAUCAAACACAGAAAAACAUGUCGGGUUCUCUGCUUUUUACCAGGCUGUUGACAUAGAUGAAUGCUCAUCUCAUGACUUAGACAAUUCCGAAUCACGCUGCACUCAGAUCUGCCUCAACACUCUGGGCUCGUAUCUGUGUACCUGUUACCAUGGUUACCAGCUACGGGCAGAUCAGCGUACCUGUGUGUUGGGCUGUGGUGGAGAUGUUUUUACAGAACCUGAGGGAUUUCUUUCCAGUCCUGGAUACCCAAAAGCUGCUCCUCUUGGCAUGACCUGCUUGUAUAAUAUCUCUGUUCAGCCUGGGUUUCAGAUAACUCUUAACUUUAGCAACAAUUUCCACAUUGAGCAGAUUGAUGCACAGGAACCAUCAUGCUUGUUCCAUUGGCUACAGGUGUCUGUCCCUGAUGAAGCUCCAAAAAAACUUUGUGGAGAUAAAAGUCCUGGAAUCAUACACACUGGUUCACACACUGUAGAGCUUAAAUUUCACACUGAUAAACAUGGACAGAGUGGAGGAUUUAGCCUUCACUACACAACCCAAAGAAUGGAGUGUAAAAUCAAAGGAGGAAUACUCAAUGGCCGAAUCACUCCCAACUUCCCAAAAUAUUCUUACAGAGAUUACAUUCAAGUCCUCUGUGACACUGGAUACAAACUCAUGAUGGGAGAAGAGGAAAUUAAAAGUUAUAAAUCGAUGUGCCUGGAGAAUGGAAAGUGGCAUUUACCUUUACCUGAGUGCAGGAUUAUUGAUUGUGGAGAACCAAAUCAUUUACUGAACGGUGGAUUUAAAUAUCUGUCUGGUUCUAAAAACGAGUACAUGUCUGUCAUUCAGUAUCACUGCAAUGAACCCUUCUAUGCCUUCACAGACACUAACAAUGUAAAUCUCACCUGUGAGGCAGAUCGAAAAUGGAAUGGACAUAACAAUGAUAUACUGCAUUGUUUCCCAGUGUGUGGGCGUCCUAUAGUGGAUAUUGCUGGUGGUCGUGGCCGGGUUUUAGGAGGACAACAAGCAGUAGACAACUCAUUUCCCUGGCAGGUGUUUCUACAAGCUGGAGGAAGAGGAGGAGCGAUUGUGAUUGGGGAAAAAUGGCUCCUCACUGCCGCUCACAAUUUCAACAAAGAAAAGCUGUCUAAGGAUGAAUUAAAGGCAUAUGUUGGAAGCAACAAAGUGAGCGACUAUUUUAAAAGCGACACACAAUUUGAAUCACUUCCUAUUGAGUCAUUUCACAUCCAUCCAGGAUAUAAAAGCCCAGAUUACAAUAAUGAUAUUGCGUUAAUUAAGCUGGCAUCAUCCCUUACCUUUAAUGCAGGUGUAAUGCCAGUCUGUCUUCCUGCACAGGACUCUGAGCUUGAGAAAUCUGGAUGGGUCUCUGGAUUUGGAAUGACUGAGACAUACCACACUGCUAAUCAUCUCAGGUACAUCGCUCUUCCCAUUGUGGAGCAAGAAGUGUGUCACUUGUCUUUUGAGGAGGUGAAAAAGACAGUAAGUGAUGUGUCCACUCUGACGGAGAACAUGUUCUGUGCUGGACUUCCUGAAGGAGGGAAGGACACCUGUCAAGGAGACAGUGGCUCUGGUUUUGUCAUGAAAAAGAAUGAUGUGUUUUACGCAGCAGGAAUCGUUAGCUGGGGAGUCGACUGUGGAAGAGCAGGAAGAUAUGGCGUAUACACACGUGUAGCUCGAUAUGCAAAAUGGAUCCAGAAAAUCAUGGAAGAAAACUAGAAGAAAAUAGCACAAACUACUUAUGUUUGGGCUGAUUUAAAAAAUAUAUGGUUGCUCUGCAAAGUGGAAAAAUAAAGAUAAAUAUUUUACCAUCA
Messenger RNA from Silurus meridionalis, 2289 nucleotides. RefSeq names its product complement C1r subcomponent-like. Gene Ontology annotation, cellular component: extracellular region. The transcript is spliced from 13 exons. NCBI's taxonomy places the organism in Eukaryota, Metazoa, Chordata, Actinopteri, Siluriformes, Siluridae. Bases 128 to 2194 code for a protein of 688 amino acids. The record is from RefSeq and is a predicted model, not a curated record. Gene Ontology annotation, biological process: proteolysis; complement activation. Gene Ontology annotation, molecular function: calcium ion binding; serine-type endopeptidase activity.